AUGGCGCAAACUGCUGCAUCGACCUGUGAAAUAUGUGUUGGUGGACCGGGUGAACAUUAUUGUCAGCAGUGUGAUCAGUUAUUUUGCGGAAGCUGUAAAUUAUCUCAUUUACGUACAAAGAUAAGUAAAGACCACACGUUUGUAAGCGGACCAAACAUUAACAAGAAAGAAAAACUACUCUGUACAGAACACGAAGAAACUUUUUUAUUCUACUGUCAUGAUUGUGAUACUCCAGUGUGUAGAAUUUGCAUUGUGGAGAAACACAAUCGUCAUUUGAUGACAGACCUGACUAAAUCAGCUGAAAAACUCAGAUCUGAACUUGUCAAGAACAUUGAAUCGAAGGUAAUAACAUCGAGGCAAAACAUAAGCAAAAUUGAGAUGGAAACAAAAAUCUACCGCGAGGGAGUCAAGUCAGUCAUCAAGACCAUUACUGACGAAGGAAAUUACUGGAAGCAAUUGAUCGACAAGAAAGUAGAAGCUUUGAUCAAGGAAGUACAGGAUAAGGAACAGAAAGAAAUAAAAAGUAUGUCUGCAUAUUGUGAAGUAUAUGAGGGAGUUGUAGAGAACUGUCAUACAUGGCAAAAGAAAAUCAAGAAAAUGGAAACGACAUCAGAUAUACUAAUGUUAAAAAAGCUAAAACAACUUAAAAGUGACGUUGACCAAAUAGUAUUAAAGCAGAUUCCUAAUACGCCUUCUGUGUCAUACAGAAACAAGAAGCCAUCAGGCACAGAAAUAGAAAACCUGUUCGGAGAGUUGCAAUUUCGGGACAGUAAAGACGUCAUUGGAACCACGGGAAACAAACAGAGUGCAGAAAUGAGUGCUGAGCCACAAUCAAUGCAAAAGAGGUACAGAUACGCAUGUUGGAAGUGCAAAAGAAAACAGAUUUUAACGUAA
Molecule: messenger RNA, 894 nt
Organism: Mytilus californianus (California mussel)
Lineage: Eukaryota; Metazoa; Mollusca; Bivalvia; Mytilida; Mytilidae
Product: E3 ubiquitin-protein ligase TRIM36-like
Exons: 4
Coding region: 1-894 (297 amino acids)
Molecular function (GO): zinc ion binding
Source: RefSeq, a predicted model, not a curated record